Molecule: messenger RNA, 1189 nt
Organism: Camellia sinensis
Lineage: Eukaryota; Viridiplantae; Streptophyta; Magnoliopsida; Ericales; Theaceae
Product: deSI-like protein At4g17486
Biological process (GO): protein deubiquitination
Molecular function (GO): deubiquitinase activity
Source: RefSeq, a predicted model, not a curated record
GCCCCCUGCAAUUCCCAACGGAAAAUCAGAGGAAUUUGUUGGCCCCCCUUCCUCUCUCUCUCUAGUCUAUAUACCACUCCGCAUGUGUUUGGUUUCCAGGAAAGCAGACGAGAAACUUUUGGAAGAAAGAAAAUAUGUUUUGCUCAAUGAUACCGCGGAAGAGGAAGACAGGGAAGGUUCCGGUGCACCUGAACGUGUACGAUCUCACUCCCAUCAAUGGCUACGCUUAUUGGCUCGGCCUCGGUGUCUACCAUUCUGGUGUACUAGUUCAUGGGGUUGAGUAUGCAUUUGGUGCACAUGACCAUCCAACGACUGGAAUAUUUGAAGUGGAACCGAAGCAUUGCCCUGGUUUCACGUUUAGAAAAUCAAUCUUGAUUGGAAGAACAGAUAUGGGUCCCAAAGAGGUCCGGACAUUCAUGGAGAAACUUGCAGAGGAGUACUCGGGAAACACUUACAACCUCAUCACCAAGAAUUGCAAUCACUUCUGCAACGAUGCAUGUCUCCGUUUGACUGGGAAACCUAUACCCCGCUGGGUUAAUCGACUUGCUCGACUUGGUUUUCUUUGCAAUUGUGUGCUCCCGGCGGGUUUGAAUGAGACGAAGGUGCGACAUAUUAGAGAAGAAGAUAGAGCUUAUGAGAAGAAGAAGCUAAGAAGUGAUCCAAGUAGGUUUAUAUCUCCUUCAGGUUCUGAAGCCAGAAGAAGUAGACACAGAUCUCAUCCUCCUCCAUCUCCAUCAUUGAUUUAUUCUUCUUCUCCCUCACCCUCGACUGUGAAGCUUUAGCAGCAGUUUGUUUUUGGAACUACAAAGGAUUAUUAUUAUUAUUAUUAUUUUCAAUUUUUUUUUGUGUGAGUGUGUGAGAGAAAAGCAACAGCAACAGCAACAGAAGGAUGGGGAAAAAUCAAAAAUUUUAUAUAUGUUAUAUGGUUCUGGCAACAUUUUUUUUUUUACAAACAGGUGUUGAGAAAUGUUGCGGUGUUGAGAAAUGUUGCAGUGUUUCUGUUUUUGUAAAGUUUUUUCUAGUUUAAAUUAAAUGAACAAUCUGCUUUCCACUUCAACGUAACUUGUGAGCAGAGAGCCAUCUGUAAUUGACAAAGUAGCACAUAGAAAUGUUGAUUGCGUAAAGCCUCCUAAAAAACAAUCUUGUAAAUCUAAUAGAAUUCUCUAGUAGCACAGCUGUUUUAUGGGCA